Molecule: messenger RNA, 267 nt
Organism: Dovyalis caffra
Lineage: Eukaryota; Viridiplantae; Streptophyta; Magnoliopsida; Malpighiales; Salicaceae
Source: the annotation of a GenBank genome assembly
AUGUACGUGGAUGAUUAUGGCAAGCAUUACCGUGACAUUUGUGAGGAGCCAAGGAACCCGAAUCAUCCUGUUUAUUAUUGUCAGGAAUGUAAGGUUGUCAUUGUUCAUAACGAAUAUGUGAACUACGAGUGUAACGGAGAACAGCUUGCAAUUGGGAAUUUCCAUGCACAAGAGCAUGAUGCAGCGAAAGGGUGUAACCUAGAACAGCCUGUAAUUGCUGAAAUAGCUGAAGAAAUUGAUGAAGAUCUUCAGCUGGAGAUUAAGUAA